CAGAGGUAAUUCAGCAACAACCGGAAGCGCAUGCUGGCGCGCUCCUAGAGAUGUUUGCGUUGUAACAUAUACACAUAGUAACAGAGCUGAGUGGUUUUUAACGCAUUCAACGUUGUGAUCAUCACCAUAGAAUGGCAGCUGCCGUAGAAGCGCCUGUCCCAGCGGAGCAGGACCCUGCGCUGUGCGGUAGUGAGGGGGAGACCCGCGGGGCCGAGGUGGAGGAGAAGAGCCAGCCCCACAAAGGCUCCACCGGGCCCGCCGUGCCCCACAGCCGCUUGUCCAAACUCCCGCUGGCCCGCAUCAAAGCACUAAUGAAAACAGACCCAGACGUGUCCCUGGCCAGCCAAGAGUCUGUGUUCAUCAUCGCUAAAGCCACGGAGUUGUUCGUUGAGAUGAUUGCCAAAGAUGCUCUUGUGUACGCCCAGCAAGGAAAGAGGAAAACAUUACAAAGAAAAGACCUGGACAAUGCUAUUGAGGCUAUAGAUGAGUUUGCCUUCCUAGAAGGCACGCUAGAUUAAAGACUCCUUUACAAGACCAGUGAGCAGAUGUCAUUUCACCCAUCAUUCAACAACCGUUCUUUGCAGAAGCAGCUGUUAGGAAACUUUCUGGGACAUUUCUUAAUCUAUUCACAGCUUUUAUUCAGAUGACCCCUUUGGAUUUCUUUAAACUGUAAUGUGUAUAUUGUCCUGUAAAUAUUUGGGAAAUUCUACCAUAAAAUAAAAUAAAUUUUAUGUUUUUAACAACA
Molecule: messenger RNA, 745 nt
Organism: Girardinichthys multiradiatus
Lineage: Eukaryota; Metazoa; Chordata; Actinopteri; Cyprinodontiformes; Goodeidae
Gene: pole4
Product: polymerase (DNA-directed), epsilon 4, accessory subunit
Exons: 4
Coding region: 132-518 (128 amino acids)
Cellular component (GO): epsilon DNA polymerase complex; nucleus
Molecular function (GO): protein heterodimerization activity
Source: RefSeq, a predicted model, not a curated record